This is a messenger RNA of Mus caroli (Ryukyu mouse), 1979 nucleotides long. RefSeq names its product gastric inhibitory polypeptide receptor (gene Gipr). The record is from RefSeq and is a predicted model, not a curated record. Gene Ontology annotation, molecular function: G protein-coupled peptide receptor activity; peptide hormone binding; gastric inhibitory peptide receptor activity. NCBI's taxonomy places the organism in Eukaryota, Metazoa, Chordata, Mammalia, Rodentia, Muridae. Gene Ontology annotation, biological process: cell surface receptor signaling pathway; adenylate cyclase-modulating G protein-coupled receptor signaling pathway. Gene Ontology annotation, cellular component: plasma membrane.
AGAGCUCUCUGGCAGGCGAGGCAGGGCAGCUGUGUCAGUGGAGAUUGCGAACAGGACUCCGUACAGGUGAGCACUGACUUGGACUGAAGCCCAAGAGUUGGUUCUGCCUUGGGACCCUCCAGCCCAACUGCCUCCGAGUGGCCAGAGUCUCCAUCACCUUUCAAGGAUGCCCCUGCGGCUGCUGCUUCUGCUGCUGUGGUUGUGGGGACUCCAGAGGGCAGAGACAGACUCUGAGGGGCAGACCACCACGGGGGAGCUGUACCAGCGCUGGGAGCUCUACAGCCAGAAGUGCCAAAAGAUGUUGGAGACCACAGAACCUCCCUCAGGCCUGGCCUGUAACGGUUCCUUUGAUAUGUAUGCCUGCUGGAACUACACGGCCGCCAACACCACUGCCCAGGUGUCUUGCCCCUGGUAUCUGCCCUGGUACCAUCAGGUGUCUGCAGGCUUUGUCUUCCGCCAGUGUGGCAGUGAUGGCCAGUGGGGAUCUUGGAGAGACCACACUCAGUGUGAGAAUCCAGAGAAGAAUGGGGCUUUUCAGGACCAGACGCUGAUCCUGGAGCGCCUGCAGAUCAUGUAUACCGUAGGCUACUCCCUGUCCCUGACGACUCUGCUGCUAGCCCUGCUCAUCUUAAGUUUGUUCAGGCGGCUGCAUUGCACUCGUAAUUACAUUCACAUGAACCUGUUCACGUCUUUCAUGCUGCGGGCAGCAGCCAUCCUCACCCGAGAUCAGCUGCUGCCUCCACUGGGUCCCUACACUGGAGACCAGGCCCCUACUCCGUGGAACCAGGCCCUAGCUGCCUGCCGCACGGCCCAGAUCAUGACCCAAUAUUGUGUGGGAGCCAAUUACACCUGGCUGCUGGUGGAGGGUGUGUAUCUACACCAUCUGCUGGUGAUCGUGGGACGCUCAGAAAAGGGCCACUUCCGCUGCUACCUGCUUCUUGGCUGGGGGGCCCCCGCGCUUUUCGUCAUCCCCUGGGUGAUCGUCAGGUACCUGCGCGAGAACACACAGUGCUGGGAGCGCAACGAAGUCAAAGCCAUUUGGUGGAUCAUUCGCACUCCCAUCCUGAUAACCAUCUUGAUCAAUUUCUUCAUCUUCAUCCGCAUCCUUGGCAUCCUUGUUUCAAAGCUGAGGACACGGCAGAUGCGCUUCCCCGACUACCGACUAAGGCUGGCUCGCUCCACGCUGACACUGGUGCCCCUGCUGGGUGUCCACGAGGUGGUGUUUGCGCCUGUGACGGAGGAACAGGUUGAAGGCUCCCUGCGCUUCGCCAAACUGGCCUUUGAAAUCUUCCUAAGUUCCUUCCAGGGUUUCCUGGUGAGCGUGCUCUACUGCUUCAUCAACAAAGAGGUGCAGUCGGAAAUCCGCCAGGGUUGGCGCCACCGCCGCCUGCGUCUCAGCCUUCAAGAGCAGCGUCCACGUCCGCACCAGGAACUCGCCCCCCGGGCUGUGCCUUUGAGCUCUGCGUGCCGAGAAGCUGCCAUUGGCAACGCCUUGCCCUCUGGGAUGCUGCAUCUGCCUGGGGAUGAGGUCUCGGAAAGUUACUGCUAGGUAAAGGGACCCCCGUGUCUGUACAGUUAGCAUGUAUUCAGAGCCUACUGUGUACCAGCCCCAAGUGGAGGAAUGCUGGGGAAAUGGAGGCGAAGGAACCGGAAAACAAGGUCCCCACGUGUAUAUAUUUCUGGAGGAAUCGUUUAUGAAAAGAAUUGAGGUGUCUAGGACAAUCAACUGGAAGGCCAUUUGCAUAGACAUGAUGGGUCAUGGGUCAUGUUUGAAAGAAAUGGAGGCCUCUUGAAGGGUUGGAGGACAAGAUUGCUGGCAGAUGGAACAGCAUUCAAAAAGGUCCUGGGAACAGGAAGAAUGGAGAAAGGCUUCCGUGGCUCCACUGGAAAAAGCGAGGGCCUCCAGAUGGGAAGAAGUGGGCAGGGGGUGCAGAAACUGGAAUUUCAUCCCAGGCUCACUGAAGAUUUGAUUAUUUUUA